AGGCAGGGCCUCUGCAUUUUACUUUGCAGAUAGAACUUUGCUUCCUACUUGUGCCCGGAGCGAGCACAUUGGUUCUUCCUGAGCUUUCCCCCUGGUGCCUCGCUGCCCUCCCGGGAAGGACAGACCCGGGCUCCGCGAGCAGGUCGGGAGAGUGAGAAGCAGAGGACACAGAACGUGCUGAGGCUGUUCCUAGAGCCCCUCCUGGACGCCCUCGCCAGGUUGGGUUCGAACGCCUACCUGCCCCUGCGGAAGACGGACAGGUGCCUGCAGGCGCUGGUGACGCUGCUGCGCACGUGCUCGCCGAAGGGCGCCGGCGCCCGCGAUGGACUUGGUCGUGUCCGCCGCAGAGAGCAUCUCCAGCUUCCUGCUCAGGAGACUCACUAUGAACGAACUGAGCAGUGUCGCAGACCUGGAUCGCUGCCACCUGUACCUGCAGGUCUUCGCUGAGCUGGCGGGCCUCCCUGGGAAGCGGGGGGAGCGAGGCAGCCCCGUCCUGAGAAUCAUUGCUCCUUUGAGGAACGCAUCCAUCCGGCACCUGCAGGACACGGACAGUGGGCUGGUGCCGACGCUCGGGAGGCAGGUGCAGAGGGUGGUCAGCAUGGCUGCCUUGGCCGCGGUGUGUGAGGUGUGUGAGGCCCUCGACCAGACGCCGGAGCUGCAGCUGGACCCUCCGGAUGCUGGGCUCACGGAGCAGCUCCUCGCCGCCCUCCCACUCAAUCAGAGGCUGCAGAAGCCGCAGCCGGAGGAGCAGAGCAGUCUUCUGGAAGAAUCGUCGUCUUCCCCAGGCUGGGGCCGAAUCGCUGCGCAGUACAUCCACGACCAGUGGGCCUGCCUCGCUUUCCUGCUGAAGAAGCACCCCGCCCUUCCCCCCACCUCGGAGGGCGCGCUCCUGGACCCCGUGCUGCCCGCCCUUCAGACGCCAGCGCGGACUCUGCAGGCUGCGCUCGCCGCCCUCACGGUCCUCCCCUCCGAUCGCGUUUUGCCUGUGUUUCGCUGCAUGAAACUGCUGGUUCCCCAGCUUCUGGCCUCCUCGGAGUCAGUCUGCAUAGAGGCCUUUGACAUGGCUUGGAAAAUCAUAUCGACUCUAAGCAACACUCAGCUGGUGUUCUGGUCCAACUUAAAAGCUUUUGUUCAGUUUGUUUUUGAUGCCAAAGUUCUUACCAUUGCUGCAAAAACCAAGGGCCAGGCAUAUUUCAAAAUAAAAGAGAUUAUGCACCAGAUGAUUGAAAUGUCGGCUGUAAAAACCGGAGUCUUCAAUACACUGAUAACUCACUGCUGCCGAUCGUGGGUAGCUCCUGCUCUAGAGGUGCCCCAGGCGUCUUUUUCAAACGCUGCGGAUUACAGCGAGCUGCUCCUGGAGGCGUGUGUGUUUGGAACUGUGUUCAGGCGGGAUCAGAGACUCAUUCAGGACAUACAGACCUUUAUUGAAAAUCUUGGACAUGAAUGUGCGGCAAAUGUUGUUAUUGAAAAUACCAAAAGAGAGGACCACUAUGUCAGAGUUUGUGCUGUCAAAUUCCUGUGCUUGUUAGAUGACUCCAAUGCGUCCCAUAAGGCGUUUAUGGAAGACCUUGCCAUCAAGCUGUUAGAGAAAGAGGCACUGGUGUCCUCGUCCAGGACGCGAUGCUACGUGAACUCCCAGCAGCACCGAGUGCAAAACCGAGUGUGGCAGAUCCUGCUCGUGCUUUUCCCCCGCUUCGACCAGAAUUUCUUGAAUAGAAUCAUUGACAAGAUCUUUCAGGCUGGUUUCAUCAACAACCAAGCAUCCAUCAAGUAUUACAUCGAAUGGAUUAUUAUACUGAUUCUUCACAAAUUUCCUCAGUUUCUUCCAAAGUUCUGGGAUUGUUUUUCUUGUAGUGAAGAACACCUUAAAACAAGCAUUUGUACAUUCUUGUCGGUUUUGUCACAUUUGGACAUCAUUACUCAAAAUCUUCCAGAAAAGGUGAGUUUAAAUUGUAAGAAGAGUUUAAACUUGGCUAACAAAAUAGAACUUUUAAUAUUUGUCCUA
Messenger RNA from Myotis lucifugus (little brown bat), 2005 nucleotides. RefSeq names its product probable methyltransferase TARBP1. The transcript is spliced from 13 exons. The annotation marks the transcript as partial. Gene Ontology annotation, biological process: tRNA methylation. The record is from RefSeq and is a predicted model, not a curated record. NCBI's taxonomy places the organism in Eukaryota, Metazoa, Chordata, Mammalia, Chiroptera, Vespertilionidae. Gene Ontology annotation, molecular function: tRNA (guanine) methyltransferase activity.